GAUAUACAGCCAGAAACUGGUCGGUGAUCGCAGUCUUGGCCAGUCCACCCCUGAGUGCGCACGCUCCCUAGCUACCUGACUCUCUACACUCUACCGCGCGCACUUUUUAAUAUGUGUGCGACGAUGAACUGUGUGCUUCUGGCCGUGGUCUUGUCCCUGGGUCUCCUCCUGGGCACUGACGCCCAUGGCUACUACAGUCACCGUCGUUCAUACCGGCCCUACGGUUACUUUGGGGGAGGUGGCAGAGGACCGGGAAGUAUCUUCAGAGGCAACAGAUUCCAAGGCGGCGGUGGGUUGCCUGGUGGAUUCCCAGGGGCCGGUGGAUUCCAAGGGGCCGGUGGAUUCCAAGGGGGCGGUGGAUUCCAAGGGGCCGGUGGAUUCCAAGGGGCUGGUGGAUUCCAAGGGGGCGGUAGAUUCCAAGGGGGCGGUGGAUUCCCAGGAGGCAAUGGAUUCCCUGGAGGAAACAUCGGAGGCGGCGGUGCCACAGGAACCAACGGAGCGAGCGGGAACACCGGAUCCAACGCUAUUAUCACACCUGGAGGAGGAGGGAGCUGCCCCCCAGCACGCUUAGCCUGCCCGUCUACGAGAUCGCAGCCAGUCCAGUGCACGUCGGACAGCGAGUGUCUGGCGGGCCGCAAGUGCUGCUUUGAUGCCUGCGUUCAGACCGAAGUGUGCAAAGCCACCGUCUAGCGGAACUCCGGGAGCCAUCACCGGCACCUCCUCUUGUCCCUUGGGGUUUCCUCCUGGGCAUUAAAUACGAUGGUCUCUGGACCUAAAUAACUCGUAUCUCUCAAUUUGGCAUAUUAACCUUUAUCAGUAUUAUGUAUUAUGUGCUAUUAAAAGUAGCCAACUUAUUUCAAAUGUUUCUUACAUAUUUUAAUUAAAUAACGUUCCGUUACCUGAAUAUCCAACAUAAGUUAAAUUUAUAAACUACUGCCAUCAUCUACAUACAAACAUAGUCCUGUAAUGAUGAAAUAAAACUUGUAAUAAAUAAUAUACCAUUAUGAAAAUUGAAACAGGAAGUUGUUGAUCGUGCCCGAUCUUUGUAUUAUUAAUAAAUCUAUUCUUGUU
This is a messenger RNA of Procambarus clarkii (red swamp crayfish), 1071 nucleotides long. The record is from RefSeq and is a predicted model, not a curated record. Lineage: Eukaryota; Metazoa; Arthropoda; Malacostraca; Decapoda; Cambaridae.